AUGACUUCCGGAACGAUGCCUCACAGCAAUCGAGUCUGGGCUGAGGGCCAGUGUCUUUAUUCUGACACCUACCUGGCCAAGCUGCUGGAGGGAAUGGGGAACCUGCGCUCGCAGAACGCCCUGUGUGAUGUCACGCUGGAGGCGGGGGGAGCCUCUUUCCCUGUCCACAAAGUCAUCCUGGCUUCUGUCAGCAGCUAUUGCAAAAUGUACUUUCUCAGGGAUGCCAGCAGCCAAGAAGCCAACAUCAAACUGGCAUCAGUCACGGCACGAGGGCUCGGUAACAUUUUGGAUUUCAUCUACUCUAACAAGCUGAAGCUGACCCUUCAGAACGUCGAGGAAACCUUCAAGGCAGCAGAAGCACUGUUGGUCCGGGAGGUGAUCCUUCUAUGCUAUCGCUUUUUGGAGGAAGGUUUGAAUCAACACACCUGCCUGGACAUCUUCAACAUUGCAAAAAGGCUUGGCCCGGAAGGACUGCAGCAGAAAGCCAGAAGCUGUGUGGGGCAACACUGCUGUCAGAUCCUGAGAGAUCCACUACGGCUGAAAAAGCUCGAUGGGGAUACUCUACGGGAGAUCUUGGAGGGAGCAGACACCCAGGCCCUCAGUGAACUGGAACUGUUCCAUGCAGCUGUGUACUGGAUACACCAUAACAGUACGCACCCGAGAGAUGCUGCCAACAUAUUAGGGUACAUACGGUUUCCCCUUAUCCCUCUGUGUGAUCUGCAGAAAGCCGUCUGGGAAACACCCAUCAUGAAGACUGAGCCUACCUGCCACCGGUACCUACAGGAGGCCCUGGAUUAUCACUCCCAGCUGUAUGCUCAGCCAACCCUCCAGACCCAGCGUACAAGGGUCCGUGCUAGCACAGAUACGCUGCUCGUCCUUGGAGGCAGAACGGCAGACAAUGCAGUCUGCGGAGGAGUAUGGGCUGCCGAUCAGAGCUGGCAUUUGUGGGAAAAGAUAGGAGACCUCUGUAGUCCUGUCUACAACCAUUGUGUUGCAGUGAUCCAAAACUUUGUCUUUGUGAUGGGGGGACAGGGCAAGUUUGACCCUGCGGGACAACAUCCAUCAAAUGAGGUGUUCAGGUUUGACCCCCAUCAUAAUUCGUGGCUCCAAGUAGCAAGCAUGCUGGACCGACGGACUCGCUUCCACGCAGGUGUGCUGAAUGACCGUCUUGUGGCUGUUGGGGGAGGAGCACUGCUAGGGACACUCACCAAUGCGGCGGAGGAGUACUGGCCUGCCCAGAAUGAGUGGCGGCCCAUCACACCCUUCCCAAUGCCUGUGGCGGACCACGCAGGAGCAACCCACAAGGGGAUCCUCUAUGUUUCAGGUGGCUUCUCCGCUGGCAAAACCUCCCGUGACACGUACAGCUACCUUUCCCGGCUGCGUCGCUGGAUUCGGAACCGGCCGAUGACCUUUGCCCGGUGUGACCAUGGAAUGGCAACAGUGGAAAACAGAAUUUUUUGCAUUGGAGGAAGGACGCUAAACAAUGAGGAGGACUGGAUUCCAGUCAAUGAGACGGAGUCUUACUGCCCGGUCACCGAUCAGUGGACCCUGCUCAACCUCUCGCCCUUUGAUCGUUGCCAGUUUGGCCUGGCUGCACACCAGUCUCAACUCUACAUCACAGGCGGUGGGUCCCUGCGACACAGGAAUAAAGACGACGGUGUCUUUGUCUGCAACCCUAGCAGAAGGGCGUGGGAGAAGGCCGGUUCCUUGCCCCAGGCACUGGUGGAUCACGCCUGCUGCUUUGUUCGGUUGUCUCAUUGCCCCGAGGACAAGCAGCAGCAGAAGGAAGCAGACCCUGCAGCCGCCAGCAAGAAGAAAUCCACCCUCAGCCUUUUCAUCACCAACAAGAACGUUUCUUAG
This is a messenger RNA of Euleptes europaea (tarantolino), 1860 nucleotides long. Its product is annotated as kelch-like protein 13. Lineage: Eukaryota; Metazoa; Chordata; Lepidosauria; Squamata; Sphaerodactylidae. The coding region runs from base 1 to 1860 and encodes 619 amino acids. Gene Ontology annotation, molecular function: protein binding. The record is from RefSeq and is a predicted model, not a curated record. The transcript is spliced from 4 exons.